AUGAAUGGCGUAAUUUGGAACAAGGUGCAGAAGAUUUUUGUACCAAUUUCAAGUAUACCGGCGUAUGCCAUGAUGCAACAAAAACGUUUCGAACAAAAUCGAGCAUUAGAAAAUCACAAUUUUCAAUUGCAGAAUUUGACCUUAACAUCUUUCGAGGAAUCAAGUUUCCUCGAAUUUUACGACAAUGAUACGAAAGUUACAGGACUCUAUGGUGAAUUAUGGACUCUGCUCUCUGAAUCGUUAAACUUUACAUUACAACCAGUAAGAUCAAAUGAAAACAGCUUGGGUACUUUAGAAGAAAACAAUACUUAUGAACAUGGAUUAUUAGGUAUACUUUUUCGCAAUGAAACUAUUGCUAUACCAAAAGUCGAAGUGUAUAGUUUACGACUUGUGGCUACUGAUUUUACAAUACCUUUAUGGAUAAACAGCUAUCGAACAUAUAUUCGCCGUGAGGAAGUACAAUAUAAUGACAUCACAUGGAUGGCAAAAGUGUUCUCUUGGAAAGUAUGGUGCAUUAUACUGAUUAUGCAUGUAAUACUAAGUAUCUGUGGUUUUUGGUCACAAAUCAUUCUCACACGGAUUGAGAAUAAAAGCAAAACCACAAACUUCGGCGAACAUUUCUUUUAUAAUUUUGGAAUGCUUUGCAAUCAAAAUUACAUUCCCGAGGUUCUUGAUGGAAGAUCAAAGAUAUUAGAAAUAUCUUUAGGUCUCUUUUGUUCUAUACUAUACAUGGCAUUUAAUGCUUUAUUAUUUAUUUAUAUAACAAAAAGUAUUAUUAUACCGCCAUUCGAUAAUCUUCCAUCUCUGAUAACUCAAACUACAUACAACGUUGUUAGUCUGGAGGGUUCUAUGGCAGAUAUCGCAUUUAAAAGCUCUAACGAAGAUUUUAUGAAAGUAAGAACGACAAAACGCAUCGUCAUUGCAUCAACAGUCGAAGAAAUGCUUGAAAUGGUAUGUUUAUCGAAAAAAAAAAAAUAUGCUGCAUUCCAAGGUCAAGAUACAUACAAAACAAGUAAAAAUAUAUGCCCUAUAACUCCGAUCGGAAAACGCUAUUUGAAAUUGUGGAUAGCUUCCGGCAUCGUAAAGAAUUUUAAGUACAAAAGAACCAUCGAUCUCGGAAUACUUAAAUUAAUGGAAGUUGGACUCUGGGAUGCACUAAAAGAUCAUUGGUUGGAACGGAAAUUUCAGGACAAUAGUAAUAUUAAGAUAAUGGAUGCAGUUGGAAUGGAUCAAGUUGUUUUAGUAAAUGCCGUAAUGUGUUGUGGAGCGAUAGUAGCUUUCAUUAUUCUCAUAAUCGAAAAAAUUGUGUAUACUUAUAAACUUAAGCAAUCCUGUUGUGCUGUGAGUGGAAUAAUUUGGUUAAAACAAAAACAGGAAUUUGUGCAGUUAUUCAGUAUACCACAAUUUGCCGUUCUUCAAGAAGAAAAUUUGGCUAAACAUCAUGCAGUAGAAAUACGCGAUAUGAAAAAUGAAGUAGUGAGAGCUGUGUAUUAUGAGGAAAAAAAUAUGGUAAUGUUUUAUGACAAUGAUACAAAAGUUACUGGUAUUUGCGGCGAUUUAUUGUAUCUUCUUGCGGAUUAUCUCAAUUUCACAUUUAUCCCGAUAAAAACGACCAAUCGAGAUUUUGGCGAAAAGCUAAAGAAUGGUAGCUGGACUGGCAUAAUUGGUACGCUAAUGCGAAAUGAAUCACAGAUACUUAUGAGAAGUGGAAUCUUUAUAAAUCGCAUGGAUAUCUUAGAUUAUACAUCGGCUCUUUGGAAAAGCCAAUUUCAUAUUUAUGUUCAACCGGAAUGGCUAUUUGAUAAUACAUGGGUAUUUACGUUAUUUUCACCGCUAACAUGGUAUUCUAUAGUGUUCCUGUAUAUUAUCCUAAGUUCUGUUGGUUAUUUUCUACAGAAAAUACCGAUAGACUACAAGUCCAAAAAAGAAGUUUCCAUAAAUUUUAGUCUAGGCGAUCAUUAUUUUUAUUCUUUCGCCAUGAUGUGCACAAAAGGUUACAUACCUGACUCUUUUUACCACAAGUUUAAGAUUUUGUCACUGUCAAAGAGUAUAUUCGCAUGGCUGGUAUUGUUAGCUUUUAGUUCCCAUCUCAUAUAUCGCAUGGCGAAUAGAGAAAUGACGCUGCCAUUUAAGGAUAUAGAUACUCUUUUUUCCAAUACAAAAAAGACCCUGCUAGCAUUCCGUGGUUCAAUCAUCUACUAUUAUCUUAAUAAUAGAUAUGGAAAAAACAUGCGUCUAUUUGCGCGUAUUCGAUUCAUAGACAUCGCGGAGGAUAUGCAUAAUAUAAUUUGCAACAACCCGAAGAAAUACGCAAUGUUCGAGAUCGAUGACCGAUUUAUGGCAUUGAAUAAAAAGAAUUGCCCGCUCAAAGCUGUAGGUAAUUACAACGAGACUUACAUAUCGUUUGGAGUGCAAAAGAAUUAUCCCUUCACAAAAACUAUAGAUUACGCACUUUCUAAAUUCAAUGAAGUCGGACUGAUAGACGCUCUUAAAGAUCGUUGGUUGGAUAUAAGAUUGGAGAAUAUAGAACCAUUACAGUUCAAGAUUAUCGACUUGUAUCAAGUUCAAUUAAUUUUCUUAAUACUCUGUUGGGGAACGCUUAUAUCAUUUAUGAUACUCGUUCUCGAAAACAUAAUAUAUUAUUACGACAUAAAAAACAUUCAGCAUAGACGUUCAUAA
Messenger RNA from Cataglyphis hispanica, 2679 nucleotides. RefSeq lists its product as uncharacterized. The coding region runs from base 1 to 2679 and encodes 892 amino acids. Gene Ontology annotation, molecular function: glutamate-gated receptor activity. NCBI's taxonomy places the organism in Eukaryota, Metazoa, Arthropoda, Insecta, Hymenoptera, Formicidae. Gene Ontology annotation, cellular component: membrane. The record is from RefSeq and is a predicted model, not a curated record. The transcript has 14 exons.